This is a messenger RNA of Trichosporon asahii var. asahii CBS 2479, 1893 nucleotides long. RefSeq lists its product as uncharacterized. The coding region runs from base 1 to 1893 and encodes 630 amino acids. Lineage: Eukaryota; Fungi; Basidiomycota; Tremellomycetes; Trichosporonales; Trichosporonaceae. The record is from RefSeq and is a predicted model, not a curated record. The transcript has a single exon.
AUGCUUCGUCGGUUCGUCGUCGCCGGCCCGUCGCGAGCGCUGCUGGCGAGGCAACUGUCAACAGCUACGCAAGGAGCUGAGUCGACCGCUCAACCCGCUUCGACCGUGUCCUCAACGCCCUCUCCGGACCACACUGGGGUGCCUCAGGCGACUCUUCAACGGCUGAUCGACAUUGCUUCUCGGCCUGCGGGUACGCAGUCUCGUCAAGAUCGAUUCGAAGCAUGGAGGAUCUAUUCCAACCUUGCUCCGGUGGACCGCUCUCGCCUGUCCUCCAACGAGCUCCGCGCGAUCCUCCGAGUCAUGGCACCUCGUUAUGAUGAGGCGUGGGGUAUGGCCACGAGGGAGAGCGAUAUUCCGAAGCAGCGCAUCAAGCAACAUACCGCAAGGAUGCGACAGGGCCACAAGAUUGAAAACUCCCUGCAGGCUGUCAUGGAGGAGCUCAUGGUCCGCAACGAGAACAACCUGAACGACUGGCUCUUUGUCCUCAAUGCUCUCGGUCGUUUAGGUCGGGUUUCGACGAUCGAGGCCAUCUUGUCCAAGGCGCCGGAGGAAAUUCGCGACAACCGACGUGUACUGGAGGCUCGGCUUGGUGCCAUCACAAACUGGUCUCGCAGCCUGUCGUCUGCUUUCCGAAAACCGCGACUUGAGUCCAUCCAGAUCGCCCACGACACUUUCUGGGACGUCUUCCAGAGAAUAUCCAGCCACAAUCAGGACCUCAACGGCUUCACCCUUCGUUUACUUCUUACGUCCAUCUCGAGCGUAUCCAAACUGGUGGCGACGUCGGGUCAGCAGGAGGAGGGCCUGGAGCGCCUGGACGGGCUUUUCCGAUACAUCCUGGCGCAGGCCUACGGCCUCGACUUGGACAACCUGGCCGUCUCGGUUCAAGCCCGCGAUGCCGGCGAUGCCACUCGGACAGGGCUCGCCAAGCUGUCUGCGAAGGGUCUCACUGCUGUCAUGACCCAGCUUGCUGCUGUCAAGACGGACCCGUACCGCAUGAUCGCCACGUACGAGCUGCUUACGAAGAUGCCCCGUGCAGCUUACACGCAGGAGGAGAUCUACGAGCAGGAGGAAGAGGAUGACGAUUACUACGUCACGCCGGACGUUCCGGCAGAGGAGCCUAUCACGGAGGCGGAGGCUUCGCUGGCCUCUGAGGCUAGCAGCUCGUACCAGGGCUUCCGCACCAUGGACCAGUUCUUCCCUCCCUCAACGAAACCAGCUGCAGUGUCGGCUCUUCCCGCUAAGGAGGCUGCUCGCCUCUCGGUGUGCAAGCCGAUCUUCAGUCACGAGACGAUCACCGUCUUGCUGACCGACUUCCUCGAGCGCGGCGUCGACCGCGCGCUCUUCCGACACGUUCUCCGUUCUGCUAUAGCCGAUGCCCAGGACGCUCGCGCUCGGUGGCUCGCCGUCUACCUCGGAUGUCCUGACAGCCGACGACCCCGUCUGCGCAAGUCCGUCCGCCUGUCACCAGAGUGGUUCAAACAAGCUCUCGAGAGGGAUGACCUCGAACUCGGCAAGGGAUCGGGACAGACCGCUCUUCUGAUCCAACGGGUUCUGGACUGGAACACAGAGGAGCUUGGAGUUAUUUUCAACAAGGAGAAGGAAAUCCGGGGCUGCGACGACCUCGAGUCCCUCCUUGAGUACCCUCCCUGGGCUAAGGACCCUCGAAUCCGUCGUAUCAAGCGCAACCUCGAGGUCUGCAUCAUUCCGGAGGAGCUCAAAACGAUUGCCAGCGACACACGGACACUGAAGGGCCUGCUGGAGCGAGCGCAGGCCAUGGCCAGCCAGCGGAGCGAGAGCCGAGCGCGACAGGCGAGGAACAGGAGUAUUCGCGAGGCUGAGGCAGAGGCGGAGCGGUUGCGGGAGGAGGCGGAGCAGCAGGAGGCGCAGUCGUAG